Lotus japonicus is the source of this 2495-nucleotide messenger RNA. RefSeq names its product sister chromatid cohesion 1 protein 1-like. The transcript is spliced from 14 exons. Bases 1344 to 2171 code for a protein of 275 amino acids. Gene Ontology annotation, molecular function: chromatin binding. Gene Ontology annotation, biological process: synaptonemal complex assembly; replication-born double-strand break repair via sister chromatid exchange; mitotic sister chromatid cohesion. The record is from RefSeq and is a predicted model, not a curated record. Gene Ontology annotation, cellular component: cohesin complex; synaptonemal complex. Lineage: Eukaryota; Viridiplantae; Streptophyta; Magnoliopsida; Fabales; Fabaceae.
UUAGAGUUGCUGUUGUUAGUUUUUCAUUGAAGGAUUUGAUAUGAUAUGAUGGUGAUUUGAGUUUGGUAGGGUACUAAUCGAUUUGACUCACGGUUUUCUCUGAAGUCUGAACUUUAAUUUUGCUCAGAGCUUGAAAUGUUUGAACUUUGAACUCAUCAUCUUGCUCGUUAUCUCUUUGAUUUCAAAUUCUGGUCACCAUGCAUGCCUGUGUCUCUUUCUGCAAACGGUGAGAGAGAGCGCUAGUCUCUGUAGUAACGAUUUGGAAUGCGGAAGUUGAAUGAUUCGACGAGCUUGAUGAUAGAAUUUAAUUAAUCGUUGUGCAGUUUGUUAACGCUUUUCACAUUUUCAUUCUCUUUCUCCGAAUCGGUGAUUCUGGAUUUUCACCUUUUUUUCAACUUUGCGUUUUCCUGUUGGAUGUAGCAUUUAAGUCAUGUUGAAUCAGUGGUACCAAGAAAGCUUUGUCACUUAGAAAACAUUUUUCUAUAUGGAAAUGGAAAGGAAUAGGAACCAAUCAAUCAAUAAAUUUAGUUGCGGGAUGCUAUACUAGAAGAAACUUUUGUUCAUGAUCAAAACAAUGGCAUUGAUUGCUUUGAUCUGCCACAGAAAUUAAGGUCUUUCAUGAUUUAACUAGUUACCCCUCAUCAACAGAUUUAAAGCAGUGGUGGAUCAUAUUAGCCUCUUGUCUUACAUGGGAGGGAAUUAUAGUAUUUUGGGUCUAAGCAUUGUUAGAGGAGUUUCUCCCAAAUAGAAAAUUAUUAAAAUCCUUGCUGAUAAGGUUGAGAUUAUCUAUGCUUUUUUCUAUUUGUUGUAGCGACUUGAUGCUGUAGAUGAUCCCUACAUUAUUAAUGGAGCAAGACAAGAAGAAGAUCCAUCCCAACAUCUCCAUCAAGCUGAUGUGGAGAACAUUACCUUAUUUGACCGCUUUGAAUCAUCCCAUACUAAUGCGGAACCAUACGAUUGCUUCGAGAGGUUUCAUAUCGAAGGAGAUGAGGAAACGCGGGUAAAUGUAACUUCAGGAGAUUACACUGAAAUCCCAGCCACGCUUAUGCCCUCCCCGCCACAUGAAGAUGACCAAAAGAGAGAUGAUAUAAUUCAGGACCAACAUCAAGAACCCACAGUCAUUCAGCAAAAUGAAGUCAUGGAAGUUAGAAAGGAACACAUAUGGAGAGGGCCAACUAAAAGGAAAAGAGGACAGCCAGUGGCAAACGCAAUGGAUAAUGAGCAAACCAUCAUUCCUGUUCAUUUACACCAGCAUUGGCUUCAAAUGCAUCUGAUAUUGUCUCACGAAGAGGAAGAAAGAAAAAGCAAACUGAUAUCAUGUCUUCAACAAAGAUACCUGACAAAUGAAGCUGCCACCCGUUGUGCUAGCGUGUAAUUUAUUUACGGCUGAAAAUAAAGAAAUAUAUUAUCCAGCUCCUCUUCUUGACUUAUGGAUUAAGAGCACUCAACCACCCCAUAAUUCUCCCUCAGAAAGGAAUCCAACACACUAUCCUCCAGAGCCAUCAUUUUCAUCACCUCCAGCAGGACCUAAUGAAGAUCUCAUGCCUUAUGAAGACUUCGACACUAGGCUAGACAGACAGUUUUUGGUACCUCCAACAGAGAAGCUGCAGAACAAUGGUCAAGAUACUGAAAUUCUCAUGGAUGAACUCAGGACUAACCUUGACCACGGCUUGAGAGUACCUGAAGCUACUCCCCAAGUCUGGUCAGGGAAAUCUGGAGGAGACAGCAUACACUCCUUUCCAGGAUCAGUAUCUGAACAUGGUCUUUCGUCGAAUUCAGGCGGUGAUAAAGGAAGAAAUAUUUACAGGAUCUCAAAGAAAAGACAUUCAUCAUCUGGAAAUGGCAGUGCAGGCCUUAAGCCAGUGGCUGAGAAUGCAAAAUUCAAGUUAGCUAGGGUGUCUGAAGUUGGUGAUCCUACACCUGAUCAAGAGCUACUUGUGGAAACAGGACCCACACAAACACAAGCAAACAUCGAUCAUCCUAAUGAGAAGAUAGGGGAUUCAAUCCAAGCGCACAUGAAAGCACAUUUCAGCACACCUGGAGCUCCUGCUGGAAUGACCAGGAAAUCAGCAGCGCAGUUAUUCUAUCACACUCUUGUGCUUGUUACCGGCGAUGCGCUGAGAGGUGAGCAAAAAGAGCCCUAUGGGGACAUUCUCAUCUCUAGAGGGUAAAAAAUGUGAUUAAGCAGGUGGCAUUGAACGUUUUAUUUAGUAAACGAUAGCAAGCCCUCAUAUGCAAUCAUGAGUUGCAAUGUGAUAAUCCUUCUAAAGUGGUUUGCUUAUCCGUUUCAUUAGUCUUUGUAAAUUGUAAUGUCAAUUUUAAAUUGUUUACAAAAGUUUUUGUAAACGGACUUAGACGUCUCUUGGAUGAUUUUAUAUUUUUAUUGGUCUUCUGCAUAGUAGCUUCAUUCGGGUACAAUGCAUUGUUGACAAUGCUAUCUUGACCCAAAAAUUGUUUACUCAAUAAAUAUUUAUAAAUAUUGACAUUUGGUGACA